AUGGACGUCAAGAUGCCCGCUGUUCAUGAGCCAGCCCGGAAGUGGCAGCGGGAGCGCAAGAUGGAGCUGGCCCUCACAGCCACCCUGCUCUCCCUCCUCCUAGGAGCCCUUCAGGGAAGCCCCCCCGCUCUCCCAUCCAACUUCUCCUGGACGAGUGCCACAGGGAUAGACCUGGACUCCGUGUGUGGACGCCCACAAGUGUCAGGCCGCAUCAUGUCAGGGCAGGAUGCCCAGUCCGGUGAGUGGCCGUGGCAGGUCAGCCUGAGGGAGGAUAGAGAGCAUGUGUGUGGGGGCUCCCUGAUUGCCGAGGACUGGGUGCUGACUGCAGCCCACUGCUUCGACCAGAAACAGCCGCUGUCUGCCUACACGGUGCUCCUGGGGUCCAUCUCCUCCUACCCCCAGGUCGAUGAUCCUCAAGAGCUCCGAGAUGUGGCCCAGUUCAUCAUCCACCCGAACUACUUGGAGGAAAACAACAGGGGGGACAUCGCCCUAGUACAGCUGGCCUCACCCGUCACCUUCAGUGACCUCAUCCUUCCGGUCUGUCUCCCCAGCCCUGGAGACCCCCUGGGUCACGGCACGUCGUGCUGGGUCACCGGCUGGGGGAACAUUGGCACAAAUCAACCGCUCCCUCCUCCCUUCACCCUGAAGGAGCUGGAGGUGCCCCUCAUCGAUGCCCAGACCUGUGACGCCUACUACCAUGAGAACUCCGACGUCCCCAGCCAGGAGCCCAUCAUCCUUGAGGACAUGCUGUGUGCCGGCUUCGAGGAAGGCGAGAAGGAUGCCUGCGGGGGUGACUCCGGAGGCCCCCUGGUCUGUCACGUUGGUGGCAUCUGGAUCCAGGCAGGGGUGGUGACCUGGGGGUCCGAGUGCGGCCUCUCCAAGAGGCCAGGUGUUUAUGCCAAUGUCAGCUUCUACGCCCCGUGGAUUGCCAGCACAAUAGGGAGCUCAGCCCCAGAACUCAGAACCUUCUCUCCAGGCCUUGCUGGGAUCUUCUUCUCUGCCCUGCUGUUGCUUCUGGGACCCCUGGGGGGCACCCCCGACUCCCUGGGGCUUGUCUAACCUGGCGGCAAGCCCUGCAGCCUCAGCCCCUACAUUCCAAACUCAUCUCUCUCUCAGCUCCCUGCCAGGAGUGCAGGAGGCGGCUUCUUGCAGGGACCCCUCCCCAAAUCCCCCCUAGUCAGCCUCUCACGUCCCCCAUGGGCCCUAAGUUGCCCUCUCACCCUCCCUGCCGGCCUGGGGACCCCCAGGGACAGAGCCUACUGUUGCCUGCUCCACGCCCACCAUCCAAGGCUGAGUCCCAGGGUGCUCCCACGCUCAGGGAUUCCCGUGGGAGUUUCUGGGCUCUUGGAACU
Diceros bicornis minor is the source of this 1352-nucleotide messenger RNA. RefSeq names its product serine protease 33-like. The transcript is spliced from 6 exons. Bases 1 to 1059 code for a protein of 352 amino acids. Lineage: Eukaryota; Metazoa; Chordata; Mammalia; Perissodactyla; Rhinocerotidae. Gene Ontology annotation, molecular function: serine-type endopeptidase activity. Gene Ontology annotation, biological process: proteolysis. The record is from RefSeq and is a predicted model, not a curated record.